AUGGCUAUUCUCUCAAGGAAGCUGUCAGCUGCUAAACUCAAGAGGAGGUUUACCUCCCUCCACUCUUGGGAACUUCCUAAGCAGACUGGAGCGCUGGCCCCAUCGCACAUAUGGACGAAUCGAGAUAUGGACCCGACGCCCAUCGAGGACCAGACGUGGAAUGUGUGGACAAUUUUGGCCUACUGGGCUACCGACACGAUUAAUUUGGCUACAUGGCAGACGGCCUCUGCAAUUCUCGCGGUUGGUCUAAGUUGGCGUGAAGCUAUUCCCAUCAUGAUAGUAGGAACCUUCUGCGUCGCCGUGCCUCUUGUGCUUAACGGUGCCAUUGGCGCUAAACUUCACGUGCCUUUCUCUGUGAUUGCGACUAGUAGCUUCGGUUACUACCUAAGAUACUUCUGCAUCGUUAGUCGGGCUAUUCUAGCUAUGUUCUGGUUGGGUAUACAGGGCGCAAACGGAGCUCAAUGCAUCACGAUCAUGCUGCGUGCCUGGGCGCCGUCGUACAACGACAUUCCGAACCAAUUAUCCCAGUCUGCCGGCAUCACGACGCAAGGGAUGCUUUCUUACUUCCUCUUCUGGAUAAUUCAACUACCGCUACUCCUUAUCCACCCCACUAAGCUACGUCCUCUGUUCUGGGUCAAACUAUUCGCUGCCCCGGUAGCUGCUAUUGCAACGAUGGGAUGGUGUAUUAAGAGGGCUGGAGGGGGUGGUGACAUCUUUGCCUUGCGAGCGACAGCUAGCGACCAACAAUAUGUCUGGCUAUGGCUAACUUGCAUGUCGAGCGUGGCAGGUCAAUGGAGCACCUUGGCUGUAAACAUACCUGAUUUCACUCGCUAUGCAAAGUCGGCUAAAGGUCAAUACAUCCAACUCCCAGCGAUGCCCAUUAUAUUUACUUUGUGUGGCGUUCUGGGUAUUGUAACAACAUCCGCGAGCAAAGUAUUUAGCGGAGAGUACCUCUGGAACCCCUUGGAUAUCAUAGCUAUUUGGCUCGACUAUGGCUCUGGUGGACGAUGUGCUGCCUUCUUUGCCGCCCUCGCGUGGUAUAUUGCACAGGUUGGAACAAACAUCACCGCGAAUUCGAUCUCGGCAGCCAACGACUUAACCGUUCUUUUACCUCGCUGGAUUAAUAUCAGGCGAGGCUGUAUUAUCGCUGCGCUUGUCGGUGGUUGGGUCCUGGUGCCAUGGAAGAUCCUGAGCUCUGCGGAAACCUUCCUCGCCUUUAUGAGUGGGUAUGCCGUCUUCCUUGGGCCGAUAGCUGGCAUCAUGGCAUCUGAUUACUGGCUUGUCAAGAAGAGGCAGAUUGACAUACCGAGCCUGUACGAUCCGGAUGGUCGUUAUCGCUAUGUUGGUGGAUGUAACUGGCGCGCAGCGGUCGCCUUCUUCGUACCCGUUGCGCCUCUUCUACCUGGCCUAGGCCUUAGCAUUAGCGGUCCCCAAGUUGUUCAUAUUAACGACGGCGUUGCUAACCUCUAUACCCUUAACUUCUUGUUCGGAUUCGUAACUUCGGUCGUUCUUUACACCGCACUAAGUUACGCUAUACCAGCAAAGGAGACAUUACUAAAGGAUAUGAUCUGGGAUCUAGACGACACCAUUAUUGAGGCUCAGGCUCGGGAUGAUGCGGGAGCUGAGAAGGGUUUGGGUACCGCUUCAUCCGAGAAGAUUAAGGCGUCUAGUGCAACUCUCCUGUAA
Molecule: messenger RNA, 1686 nt
Organism: Daldinia childiae
Lineage: Eukaryota; Fungi; Ascomycota; Sordariomycetes; Xylariales; Hypoxylaceae
Exons: 4
Coding region: 1-1686 (561 amino acids)
Biological process (GO): nucleobase transport; transmembrane transport
Cellular component (GO): plasma membrane
Molecular function (GO): nucleobase transmembrane transporter activity
Source: RefSeq, a predicted model, not a curated record